This is a messenger RNA of Phalacrocorax carbo (great cormorant), 2446 nucleotides long. Lineage: Eukaryota; Metazoa; Chordata; Aves; Suliformes; Phalacrocoracidae. The record is from RefSeq and is a predicted model, not a curated record.
CCUGUGAAGCAAAGGAUGGGGAAAGGAGAGGGACGAGGGCCUGGAAGUAGCCCGGCUGUGCUGCCCUCUCUCGCUGCUGCUGGGACAGCCCGUCCUCUGUCAAGGGCCUCUGCUCAGGCUGCUCCUGCCCGCCUCGGCUCCCGUGGCGUGGGGAUGGUGGGCAACCGGCAUUUGUCUUUUUCCUCCCACAGGAACCCGUGCGUGGAGGUGGAGCUGGUGAUGGUCCCCUCCACCUCGGCUCCCUGCUCUGCCACGCAAGGGCCUGCCAAGUGGCGCAGCAAGGCCACAGGAAUUGCAAGGGCGGUCCUCAGCCUGGCUUGGCAUCUGGCAGGUGCCCUUGUCUCCCUGUGGAGACACCUGCUGAGCACACGCGUCUUUGCCAGGCAAAAGAUGGGCCCGCAGAGCAAGAGGUUCUUGAAAGUCGUCUUCCUGUGGCUCCCAGUGGCUCUGGCUGGUGCUUACUGCGCGACCUCGCUGCCGGUGUGGACAACGCAGGCAAAGGGACUGAUAGAGGAGCUGACACGCGUGUCGUCGGCAAACCUGAAGAUGCUGUGGAACUUGCCCGUUUUGGUGGCGGAGGAAACCCAAAAGACACGCUCUCUGCUGGAGGAGGUGGCUCAGCUGAGGGCACAGAUCCGCAGUUUGAAGGAAGCUCAGGAAGUGAACCAGGCAGCUUCCAAGAAGGCUUUGGGUGCCUACAUCGAGAUGUCUGACUGGGCCCUGGAAAGCUCUGGUGCCACCAUUGACACGCAGAGAACUUCCGAGACCUACGACUGCCAAGAGAAUUGGGGCUGCAGGGUUUUAUGGUUCUUCCGCGCUGCCAAGCCUCCUGAGACUAUUUUGCAGGCGGAUGUUUCCCCAGGAAACUGCUGGCCUUUCCAAGGGCAUCAGGGCCAGGUGGUCAUCAGGUUGCCAGCACGAGUCCAUCUGACUGCCAUCACUGUGCAGCACAUCUCCAAAGACGUGUCUCCAUCUGGGACCGUCCUCAGCGCCCCCAGAGACGUCGCUGUCUUUGGAGUGGAUGCGGACGGAGAAGAGGAAACUCUCCUUGGGACGUUCACGUACGACGUGGCAAAAGAGUCUAUUCAGACCUUCCCUCUGAAGAACGCGCCGCUUCCCAGAGCCUUUCCGUCUGUCAAACUGCUUGUGGAGAGCAACUGGGGAAACCCAGCGUACACCUGCAUUUAUCGAGUGCAGGUUCAUGGGAAGAUGGCGCAACCAGGGAGCCCCAGGUGAAACCAGAGAGGAAAAAAAGUCAAACGUGAGAAAGAAGAAGAAGGGGAGGAAGAACAAAUAAAUCUAAAAGAUGUGGCAAUUGAGAUGGCUGUAGAACUGUAGAAGAUUUGUCUCCAAAGCGGGGUGCUCAAGACGUUCCACACUGCGGGAGGGGAAUUCGGGAGCGUGUGGAAAAUGUUAGAGCUUGUAUGCAAUUUUUUUCUUAAAAACGAGGAAGAUGGGAAGCAUUGCCAAGACUGAACCUAGAGAGGGGAGGCCCAGCCUGUCAGCGCUCCUCCCGCCGCCCCCGGAGGCUCCGCAAGCGGCCCCAGCCCAGGGCAGGCCGAAGGGCCCGGCUUCAGUUCACAAGAGGGAGGCUGGCCCCGCCCGCCGGCCCGCGCGGGCUCUGCAGGAGCUCCCCCAGGCGCCCGCCCACCCUCUUCCCGGCUUCUCAGCCAAUGGCGCCCGCCAGGCGGGGACAGGCAGGGCCCCCCGCCAACCACCGCAGCGCCCCUUCUCUGGCCCCGCCCCGCUGCGGCCGCGUGCCAGCGGACGAGCACGUUGCUACGGGCGCGCCCGGAGCGCCAGCCAGGGCCGCGGGUUCGAGUCCCGCCGCUGGCUUCGAGGCCCGGCGAGGUCAAGGAAUGAGGCGCUUGCUGGCGUGAAUGCCUCACGUACCAGCCACAGGGCUGCCCGCGCAGGAGGGGAAAGCUGGUUUAAUGGGAAAUUGUAGUGAUAAUUGGGUUUGAAGUACGGGUGCUUGUCAUAGCUCUUUUGGUCAGUUAUUAAGAGAAGAAGAAUUUUGCCAAGGAUGUUUUCUUGUUGGGGGGGUCCGAGUCCCCUGCCUGGUUUGGAAAGGGCUUCGAGUCCCCGAAGUUGACCAAGCGGGUUAGAGUCCCACUGAAUGGGGUUUGAGUCCCCAGUUUGGCCACUUGUCUUGACUGGUCUCUGAAUUUUGGCGUGGUUAUCAGAAUAUGGAUUUAUUUUUGCAUGUUUGGAUCAGAUAGUUGUUUUGGAAGUCACAUUUAAUAUGGGUGGGGAAUCGUCUAAAGGCACCGUCUUAAAGAAGUCACCUCUAGGGCGUUGACUGAAGCAUUGGAAGGGGGGUGGGGGUGGGUUCGAUCCCCUCACAAGGAAGCAGUUAACUGAAUAUUGUAAUCAUUGGUCGCCGAUCUAUACUUUGAAAUAUAAUACUAUAAUACUACUAUAUUAAAAUAAUAUGUAUUAUAAC